Molecule: messenger RNA, 2852 nt
Organism: Bombina bombina (fire-bellied toad)
Lineage: Eukaryota; Metazoa; Chordata; Amphibia; Anura; Bombinatoridae
Gene: ITK
Product: IL2 inducible T cell kinase
Exons: 17
Coding region: 8-1861 (617 amino acids)
Biological process (GO): NK T cell differentiation; peptidyl-tyrosine autophosphorylation; B cell receptor signaling pathway
Molecular function (GO): non-membrane spanning protein tyrosine kinase activity; protein binding; ATP binding
Source: RefSeq, a predicted model, not a curated record
GUCACAGAUGAAUAACUCUGUCAUCUUGCAGCAAUGUCUUAUUAAGAAAUCCCAACAAAAAAGGAGAACAUCUCCCGCUAACUUCAAAUCACGAGUCUUUAUCCUUAACCAUAACUCUCUCAGUUAUUACGAACAUCGUCAAGGGAAAGUCCGUUCUCUACGGGGCUCCAUUGAAUUGGCUCGUAUUAAAUGUGUGGAAAUUGUAACAACGGAUACCAGCAUCCCUUGCAGGAACAAGUACCCUUUCCAGGUAGUCCAUGAUAAUUAUUUUCUGUAUGUCUUUGCUCCGGACAGAGAAAGUAGACAGCAAUGGGUGCUGGCGUUAAAAGAAGAGACCAGGAACAAUAGUUAUAUAAUACCCAAGUACCAUCCCAAUUUUUGGUUGGAAGGAAAAUGGAGAUGCUGCUCACAGACGGAGAAGAUGGCAGCUGGUUGUGCAGUAUAUGACCCAAAUAACGAUGCCACAAAGAAGCCUCUGCCACCUACACCAGAUGACAACCGGCUAAAUCUACUGGAGCCUGGCUGGGCACUAGCACUCUAUGAUUACAAAACGACAAACCCUUUAGAAUUAGUGCUCUGCAGAGGGGAAGAGUACAUGCCCCUGGACACUUCUGAUCCUAAUUGGUGGAAAGUGCAGGAUAAAAAUGGGCACAUUGGACAUGCACCAAGAAGUUACCUUGCUAUGAAGAGCAAAGGCAGUCUGCUUGAGUAUGAGUGGUACAACAGAAACAUCAGCAGAAACCAAGCAGAAAAGCUCCUCGCUAACCAUGGUAAAGAAGGUGCUUUUAUGGUCCGAGACUCAAGACACCCAGGAAUGUAUACAGUAUCAAUCUUCACCAAAGUUUUUGGUGAUAGAAAGCCAGCUGUGAAGCAUUAUCACAUCAGGGAGACCAAUGAAACCCCUCCCAAGUAUUACCUGGCUGAAAAAUUUAUCUUCACUACUAUCCCACAACUUAUUAACUAUCAUCAACACAAUGGAGGGGGCCUGGUUACAAGACUGCGACAUCCUGUGUGUUCCUGGAAAGAGACAGCACCGGUAACUGCAGGCUUAAGCUACGGGAAAUGGGAAAUUGACCCCACACACCUCACAUUAAUACAAGAGAUAGGCAGUGGCCAGUUUGGUGUGGUACAGCUGGCGAUGUGGCGCAAGAUCACCAAAGUGGCUAUAAAGAUGAUUCGAGAAGGGAUGAUGUCAGAAGAUGAUUUUGUUGAGGAAGCUCAAGUGUUAAUGAAACUAUCCCAUCCUAAACUUGUGCAGCUACUAGGUGUUUGUUCCCAACAAAAUCCCAUCUUUCUGGUCUUUGAGUAUAUGGAACAUGGUUGCCUCUUAGACUACUUGAUCAGCCAUCGUGGGAUGUUUUCUAAGGGAACAGCUAUGGGCAUGUGCCAAGAUGUCUGUGAGGGAAUGGAAUACCUAGAGACUUCUAACUUCAUCCACAGAGAUUUGGCUGCACGUAAUUGUCUAAUUGGGGAGGCACUAGUGGUCAAAGUUUCAGAUUUUGGAAUGACAAGGUUUGUUCUUGAUGACCAGUAUACCAGCUCCUCAGGCACCAAAUUUCCCAUCAAAUGGUCAGCGCCAGAAGUCUUCCGAUAUGGCCGAUACAGCAGCAAAUCUGAUGUGUGGUCUUUCGGUGUGCUCGUCUGGGAGGUAUUUAGCGAGGGGAAAACACCCUUUGAACACCUAAGUAACGGAGUGGCAGUGGAGGAAAUCUCAGCUGGACUGAGGCUCUUCAAACCUAAGAUGGCAUCUGAAAGGAUAUACAAACUCAUGAACAGCUGUUGGCAGGAGAAACCAGAAUCACGUCCAACUUUUAGUCGUCUGAUGAGGGAGAUCACGGAAAUAGUUGAAUCUGAAACGUGAUUGGCUGAUCUGAAGAGAGGCAACCAGGGAACUGCUUUAAAGAGUCCAGAUACUAUUGUAUGUGUUUACUACACACAAUUGUGGCAUGUAGUAAGGGUUUGAGUUAGACAUAUCUUUUAAUGUCAUGUCUGAUGACAGGUAAAACAGUGUUCUCUGACAACUAGUAGCCAGGUUAUCAAAUAGACCCUUAUAAGCAAAAUGCUAUUGUAAGACAUAGCCCCUUUUAGUGUUAAUUAUAAUUACAUUUUAAAAUUAUGAGAUUUAAAUCUAAUUUUCCUCUUAAUAAGGUAUUUAAAACACCAUAGGGUACUUGGAAGGUUUCUUUUGGAAAUAAACAAUUCAGAUCUUGUAAAUCUUAUCAAUAAGUCUGUAUCCUCAUGAGAUAUAAAGACCUUUAAAAACAUGUAACAAUCUGAAUAAUAGUGACUUACAUGUUGUACCGUACAUUCCAUCUGCUUAUCUGGGCACACAAGGUGAAAAUUAUAAAUAGUGAGAUAAUGACAGGAAAUGGGAAAACAAUUACCUAUUUCUAUGUAAUUGUGUCUGCUCUUCCUUGUGAAGUUUGCUGUAGCUAAAAGGACAGUAAAUACCCUAUAGUAGUGGCAAUAAAUUAGCACAAGUAAGUGUGGGGGAACAAUAAAUUAACACCUUGAUUGCUGUAAUUGUUUUACAAUAGCCAAACUCUACCUACAAUUUGACCUUUUUGGAGAAGCCAAUCCAGACUUGUGACGGGAUUAGACAAGGCUAGGCACUGUCAUUUUUAGUAAACAAUUCAUUGGUCCGCAGUUUAUCUGAUAAUAUCUGUGGAGGCCUAUUAGGGACACAUAUGUUGCAGGGUUAGGCUUGUAAUGUCUGUCAUGUGCACUUCCAGCCCUCAAACGUGGGACAUUGGUCAUUUUCAGAGUUAAAUCACAGGAAAGGAGACAAAAUAAAGAAUAAAUGUGUAUUGUAAAUCAUGUAUUUUAUUGUGAUUAAACAUUUUAUAUAAAAA